This is a messenger RNA of Acanthoscelides obtectus, 3046 nucleotides long. The record is from the annotation of a GenBank genome assembly. NCBI's taxonomy places the organism in Eukaryota, Metazoa, Arthropoda, Insecta, Coleoptera, Chrysomelidae.
CGUCUAACCAGCGUCGCGCUAAUUGCGGGAGAGUUUGAAACGGUAGCAGCUGCAGCGAGAGAGCAACAAUCAGAGGGGAACGUUGUUGGAUUAUUUUCCAAGAAACCAUGCUAGAACCAGACUACCUGUCUGUCUGUAUGGCGCAAUUCUAAUUAGCUGUGAUCCGGCUUAGCGCGGCGCGGCGAUUUCAAAACACCACCGACAUAACGCACGAAUUUCGUCUGAAAGUUGCCUAACAUUUUUGUGUCUCGUAUUUUUGUGUUUACGUGGAGAAUCUUUGGCACACAGCUCGCAUUCUCUCGCUGAGCUAUGAGCGCUGCCAUGUUCACUCCACCCGCUGCCCCCGACAAACAAUCCACCCCACUCACCCCCAAACCGGCCACCCGCAUUCCAGUCCCUUUGAGCCCCACUCUCCCCCAGAGACGUCCGUCGCUACGGCGCGCGCCCAGUGGCGUCGAUCGAUCCCCAAACGGAGGGGCCAACAGCAAAGGGGUUGCUUCAACCCCUACAUUGCGGCGAGGCAACUCCUGGUCCAUGGAGGGCUCCGCGCCCCCGACGAUAUCAGGCAGGCCCCCGCGCAGGCCAGAUUCUGUACGAUUGGAGGGGAGCAGAUACCAACAGAAGGGGCAAGUUGGGAGUGCUGUGUCGCCUAACAGGGUUAGAAGUCUGUCUUUGUCAUUAUCAAACACAAGACUUCAAUCAGGCCCAAAUACACCGUCAUCUGUGGCAACCAAUUCACCCAGCAAUCCAACGUCUGCUUCUGACAGAAAUUUCUCGGUGCUGGAUCGCUGGGAAACUGACAGUAUUAACAGCAUAGGCAGCAGCGUGGCUUCCUGCGAUCACGAAAGCUUUGCCCGAAAUGGCACCACUUUCUCUGGAAGAAGCAUGAAGUUUGUGUUCCACUGUAACCAACAUUCUGGCGCUACCGGCGAAGAUUACCUAACACCAACGCAACGGGCGCAACGCCAAGUGAAAAAACUCAAGUACCUGUUACACCAAGCAAAGAAGGAUCUGGAAGAGAAAGAUAGCGAUAUCUUGAAGCUGACAAAAGAAGUGGUUGAGUUGAGGCUGUAUAAAGCAGCUCUUAGCUCACCCGAGGACAAAUCAAAUUCGAGUGAUGCGGUGACAGUAAGAGAAAAUACCAGUCAGGAGGUAACUCCUGAAGACUUGGUGGAUAAAGGUAUGAAUAUGAUGAGUACCUCCUGUGAUUAUAAUCACUCCUGUGCUGAUUCCGGCCAUUUUGAAGACUGCACUACCUCGUCAGUACACUCCAAGGACUCGAUGUUGUUCGAUGAUCAUAGAUCGCCAAUAAGAUCCAGGAUAGCGGACAAGUCUACUGCGACAAGCUUUGAAGCGACUGAGAUCGAAGCAGAACGCUCGAAACUCAUCAUGGAGUACGAAAAACGUCUGCAAGAGCUUGUGAGGACUCACGAGGAAGAAUCAUAUCAGUUGAAGCAGAAGCAUAACGAUAAAGUAGAGGAAUUGUUACAACGAAUCACUGAAAUUAACACUAGGUACUGGGAAUUAGUUCCUGAAAUAGAAGCUGCCAGGGAAAGGAUUAAAGAACUAGAACAACAACUAGAAGAAGCUAGUCAAAAAUUAGAAGAUCAAGAGCGGAAAGCUCAAGAGACUUAUUUAAAAAUGUACGCUCAAGGCCAAGAAGCUGCCAAGAUAGAACAAGAAAGUGCAAUUGUGGAGUUGGCUCACCAACAUCCAAGCCGAGUAUCAGUUCCAGAGCUACUGCAAGAACUACAGGUUACAAAGAAUGAAUUAGAAAAUAUUAAAGAUGUAGAAUAUGCAUCAACGUCAAAUAACUCGCAACCAUUACUCAGUGCCAAAGAGGCGCUAUCACUUUGGGUUCUCGGUGCCAGAAAGGCAAUGUAUCGACAACUGAUGGAAGCUAAAAACAAGAAUAAAAUCGAUCCCGAAGUGACGCUGCAGUUCCUCAAAUCGGCUGUCUACUACUUUUUGACAGAUAAAGAAAAUAGUCAGGGACAUUUGAGGGCGAUUCAAAGCAUACUAGGAUUUUCACAAAGCGAGAUUUCAAAUAUUGACAAAGCUAGGCUUGGCUAGUUUGUUUUUUCGCUGAGGGUAACAGUUGAGUCCUAAGGUCAGAACCUAUCAUAUGGAGCUGUGAAGACAUAGUGACAGUACUGAAUAAAAUCUUGCUCAAUGUGACCAUACAAACAAUUAUUUCCAUAGAGGCCUGACAAGAGAAAAAGUAAUAUCUGAAGCAUUGAAUUUUCGAAACGUUAAAAUAAGGUUAUGGGCCCAGGUAGCUUUAUACCACAAUUUGAUGGUUACACUGAGUAAGACUAAAUUUUUUGUACUGCCUUUUUAACAUAUAGCAUACUUACUUUGGUUUGUAUUUUUCGCGAUAUUUAAAUAGUGCCUGUAAGAUCCAAUCAUACAGUAUCAAUGGUAAUAGAAUUAUUAUGUAUAUCGCCAUUUCAAUGGGCUAGAAUUUGCGAAGUAUUAUUGAUACCAAAAAUAAUGUUAAACCUGAAGUAGGUAGAGGGACACGUCAAAGUAACUGUGAUAAAAGAAAGUGAUUAUUGUCAGCAAUAUAUAUUUUCGAUCCUUAUUUUUCCUAACAAAAAAAGUGAAAAUUCGCACUAGACUCAUUUUUGAAAAUUUAUUAUAUACAAGGUUUACACGUGAUCAAAAUCCGUCUUUUAAAAUUUGAGAUAAAUGUUCAAAGGUUGUAUAUACUGCCCUCUACUUUAUUUCAGAAAAAAUGAGAAUACUUGUUCUAAAGAUUUUAUAUUUACAUAGAAGGCUACUAUUGCAUAUAGUUAGGUAGACAUUUCAAUAACAUAUAUAUUUUUGAGGGUAAUAUAAUUUAGUGAGGCAGCUUGAAGCACUUCAUUAUAUACUGGAAAAACUAUGAUCCUUAAAUUCACAAAUAUGUUUGGUUAAGUAUUUUUAUAAACACAUUUUACUUUAUAGUGUUGUACCUGUAUGUAAACAAAAACGAUUUUUGUUUAUGUUUUACCAUUUAGCUGUACUAUUUUUGAGAUUAUAUGUAUGAAUAAAUACGAAAAAC